Molecule: messenger RNA, 3121 nt
Organism: Branchiostoma belcheri (Belcher's lancelet)
Lineage: Eukaryota; Metazoa; Chordata; Leptocardii; Amphioxiformes; Branchiostomatidae
Biological process (GO): protein phosphorylation; cell surface receptor protein tyrosine kinase signaling pathway; homophilic cell-cell adhesion
Cellular component (GO): signaling receptor complex; membrane
Molecular function (GO): transmembrane receptor protein tyrosine kinase activity; calcium ion binding; ATP binding
Source: RefSeq, a predicted model, not a curated record
GCCAAGUCACCUGCAGGAUAUCGUAAAAAAAAUGUUACAAAGUAGCUUACGCGCAAAGAUGAUGGCCUAUGUGACGUUUUGCUCCGUCUUCCUACUGGUCAGCCUGAUUCCAUCUGUCCAGGCCGGCCGAGAAGCGGGGUUUUGGGUUGAAAACGUCACAAUACCUGAGGACGAGUCUGUCGGCAGCACAGUCAAGCACCUGCGAGACUUUCUUAACGUCGGCGGUGGCCUAAUGGAAGAGGAAAAUGGAACGUCGUGGUCAGUGAACAUCACAAGUGGCAACGAUCUCAGACGGUUUGAGGUUGUUGUUGAGCAUUUGACGCUAGUCGUCGCAGCACCGCUGGACUAUGAGUAUAACCCGCGGUACAACCUGUCCCUAAAGCUGACAAAUACUGGAGACAACAGCGUUUGGCAUGUAAACCUCGUCAUCGUGAUCAUGGACGUGUGGGGAUACCCGCCAUACUACAGCAAACAGUGUGAAACACCAGUUAUACCUGUAACUGGGACGGCUGAGAACUAUGUCGUACUGAGCAGCCCUAAUGGGCAAUUCGAUGUUGUAAUUAAUGGCGAAGAACGACAGUACCCAGACUUUUUUUCCCUGAUAGAAUCCCACGAUGCUAUCAUGAACGACUGCUCCCUUCGGCUGUGUUCUACUUUGAACCCAACGUGGGAAGACCUGCUCCGCCCGGCUCUUGAGACGACUCAUGAGAAUGGAGGGAGGAUAGAGUUUCAAUGUCGCGACAGACAGUUAAGAAGUGCGGGCAAGUUUAUAUUUUUCGAUGUUUCGAAACAAAUGUUGCCUGAGUGGGCACAGGUAAAAAUGUGUAGCAUGACAGAAGGUUAUGCUGUAGUUGUUAAGAUGAAUAAGAUAAGAUCCACGUCGUCCUAUUGGACACAAUGUAGCGCUAACGUCACAGUUUACUAUGCGACAUGGCCCGUUGAUUUUACAUUUCAUUACGACAUUACAGGGUGUCCCGAGGGCAGGUACGGUCUGUACUGUGACAAAGACUGUGUUUGUAAGAACGGGGCCCGGUGUCAUGGCUUUAACGGUGCCUGUGAGUGCCGCCCGGGCUGGAGAGGGAGGGCCUGUGAUAUUCCCUGGCCUGAAGUUGUCAUCAUAGCGUCACCUGGCGAUUCAGUCGUAAAGUACAUCGGUACUAAUCUGACAUUGACCUGCCUGGCUCCACACAUCCAAGUAGCUAGUAUGAUGUGGGUUUAUGAAACAGAAAACUAUUACAACGAUACAAAAAUCAUUGUAGAAGGGGCGGUACAGAACAGUUCCAUCAACUUCCAGCAAGUCUCAGAAUCAGACAACGGUGGUUAUACUUGCGUGGUAAAAGCUGUAAAUGGUGGAGUAAUUAAUGCAACCUUUUCCCUCAACGCCACCAAAUGCCGACCUAACUAUUAUGGAGAGGUUUGCAGCCAAGUGUGUGACUGUGAGUACGGAGGGACGUGUGACAGGUGGGAGGGGUGUCUGUGUCCUCCCGGCCGUCGUGGAGACAGGUGUCAGCACACCUGCGCACCUGGCAGUUUUGGUUGGAACUGCAGCAUGACAUGUCAAUGUCAGAACAACUCUGUGUGUGAUGCAGUAAAUGGGACUUGUAAUUGUUCGGAAGGGCAGUCAGGCGAAUUUUGUGAAAUCGGGACCAAAUCAGAAAAUAAUCAAGUCGUCUUUAUAGUUGUGGCGUCCAUUCUUCCUGCUAUUGUUAUACUUGGCUGCAUCAUAAUUGUGACCAUGGUAAAACAGAGGGUCACAAAUUGGAGCGGGCUACAUACAAUGAACAGAGAGGACAUAGAAAUGGAGCCUCUGUCAUCAUGGGAACUAGACAAAGAGGACAUCUGUUUUGAACACAUGAUAGGCGAGGGGGAGUUCGGCCAUGUAGUACGGGGAAGACUGCGCGUGCCGGAAGGCUACCAAGUUUUGGUUGCCGCCAAAAGUAUCCGGCCUGACCGCAUGACGGCGUCUGCUGUCCGCGACUUUCGCCGCGAAAUGGACAUUCUCGCCAGGAUCCACGAAGACAAAGAGGGACACCCGAACGUGGUGAAGUUUUACGGAGUUCUGACUAAAUCAGAUCCACAGUACAUUGUUGUAGAGUACGCGGCUAAUGAGGAACUGCGCCGGUACCUGUGGGGUUUGAGAGAACAACUCAAAGUCACAGGAGAAAGGAAACUGUUUGAACGUCUCGGUUUUGCUUCUGGUGUGGCCAGUGGGUUAGAAGAGCUGGCACGUCUGAAGAUCGUUCACCGAGACAUCGCGGCCCAUAAUGUCGUCAUCAGUGACAGGAAGGUGGCUAAGAUCGCGGAUUUCGGACUAUCGCGUGACGUUUACACGUCGUCGGCGUACGAACGCACUAACCAGAGCGGGGAGGAGGAACUGUUGCCGCUGAAGUGGAUGGCCGUGGAGUCGUUACGGGACGGGGUGUACACGUGUGAGAGUGACGUGUGGUCGUACGGCGUGCUGCUGUGGGAGAUCGCCAGUUUUGAGGAGCCGCGCUACGCUGGAGGCCCCAUGCACCCGGACGUCUGCACACUGUUGGAGCUGCUGAAGAAAGGCGUCCGUCUGCAGCAGCCGGAGAACUGUCCGCUGCCGGUGUACCGCAUCAUCAGGUCCUGCUGGAUAGUAGACCCCUCCAAGCGGCCGACGCCUGAAGUGCUGCUGCAAAAGAUAGACCAGUUAAGACCACCGAGGCAUGCGGCCCACCUCGUUAAUCAUGGCAUGACAUGGCAGUAAAGCAUCAGCUAUUAACAAGCAAGGUCUAAUGGACUGCCCUAAAUCUAAUACAAAUGAGAAAAAGACUUCAUAGCCUUUCUUCUACAUAAGGACCUCAUUGUGUAGCAGAUUAUUUCCUUGAAGUGAAAUACAAAGUAACUGUGAAGCAUAUAUUAUAUGGGCGCGAUGUACAUCAAUAAUCCACGUCGCCAUAGCCUGGUUCCCAGCACUGUUAGCCCACGGACGUUAUAAAGGCACAUAACAUGUCAUAACUUAGCCAAACAAGGCUGGCAUCCCUGCUAACCUAGCCAGACGUUAUGCGUCAAUUUUCUUUAAUGACUAUUAAUUAAAAAUUAUCGGUUAUAACAGGACUGCACAAAAGGAGUAGUGGUACUAGUAGUAGUAUUAACC